AGUGUAGAUGCUGUUAACAGUGUUUCCCAUAUGAUGAUAACCAGGCGAUGACGGUUGGCAGUCACGUGGCGGAGAUAGUGAGACAGGGGAUUUGGGCAUCGCUGACGGGUGGAUGGUACUAUGAACCAGGCUAUACGCUCUUCUGCAAUGCUGUUCAUUUGUAUUUGUGGCUCAUACUGUUCCUUAUCCCUCUCUUACUUGGAAUAAUCUUCGACACUGUAACGUCUGUUUACGUUACAGUGGCGUAUGUGACCUUCAUCAUUCUUCUCUUUGUGAUACUUAAAUUUACGGUUUCAUAUUUGCACAACUUGUUUGACACUGUUGAUCCAACUCCUUAUCCACCCGUCCGUUCACUGAAGGUUGAAGGUUUUUUAUGUGAGACAGCGCAACAUUCGAAUGAAAAGCUUAGAGAUGAGGAAAUUGAAAUGGUAGAUUUGCGGAAAAAAGAUGGUGAUGAAGUUGAGGAUACAAGUUAUAAUCUAUCUCAAGGCUCGUUAGGACGUCGACGGUGUGUGCGAAUUGGCGACAAUUCUGUUUUAUCUGUAGAUGCGGAAAUGCGAAUACGCAAGGAAGACGGUGAAGAAUGGGAUGAAGAUCGAAGUAGUGGUCGACAAUCCGGACAGGAAUUGAUUGCACCGGCAAUAGCAACACUUCUUCCUGUAGAUAGCCUUGAGUUAUUGCCGACUGGAAUAAGGCAUCAUUCAGAUGACAAUGACACAAUUCAGUGUACUGGAAUCGAUCGGAAAUUUUCUGAACCGUGUUUGAAAGAGGCGCACAGAUGCAAUCAAACACGACGUCGACGUUUAAGUGAUACUGGUCCCUGUGUACGUCGUGCGAAAUCAGCUUUCGAAACUUCAAAUAAAGAAAGUGCUACUGGAUCGAUGUUAAGUGAACGAACGUUAGAAGAAUGCAAGCGGGCAACUCGUAAAUCUUAUCCGACAAAAAUGAGCAGCACAGCAGCUUUCCUAUCAACUACGCUAACAAAACUCACCUGUCCAUCUCAUUCAGGUGGAAUCAAUUUUGAUAGUAGGUUAAAGACCGGUUCGAGUGACCUAUGUUAUCCAAAUAGAAAGAAUCCUGCUAUGUUUGAUGAAGGUGACGAACAGCGAGUUCCCGAAAGGAUUGUGUUAGACACACCUUCUACUAGCAGAGAAACUGGGAAGAAAACUUUUGUUAUGGAGACUGUCGUGCAUCUAGAGCCAAACUCUAAACCGAAAACAAAUGUUGUAUCUUCGGGUGAAGGCUGGAGACCUAUUUUUGUUUCUCUCGGUGACUUCGAAAGACCGUCAACAAGUACAUUGCAACGAACAUCAGAGCGCGUCAGUGGAGGGAACAACUCCAGAGGAAUGGAUUUGAAAAGUGAAAUCACGAAGUUUUUGGAAGAGCUGAUUGAUAAACAUCCGGAAACGUUGGAUGCUAUUGAAAAUGUAAGAAUGAAUAGGUUAGGACGAGGUCUGGGUUCUGCAAACUCUUGUCUUUGCUCAUAUCCGCCAACUAUGGCACAGUCGAGGAUGACUGAGAGGAGCUCUGCAACAGUAGCGGCACUUUCGAAUUUGGCCAUGAAAGAUGGCACCCAUAUAGCUUUAGAUCACGAGGAUACUUCCCAAGGAGCCGUUCAUUCAUUCCAGGAUGAAGAUGGGAAUUGGUGGACAUAUGUUUUCGAUGAACAUGGUGUUGGAACUGCUCAUGCGUUGGGAAGUAGUCGUGCUUUACUGGAAAUGAUUCAGAGCAGCAGCACUGCAGCUAAUGUAAAACUAGCUGCCUUACCAGAAAGUGAUACUGAUUCAACGGGAGAUUCUGACAUCGGUCCCGUCGUAACGACAAAUUUAAAUGAAGGUUCACGCAUGCGUCUUUUGGAAGGUACAUCCGUAUCUGCUGCCGAUCGUAGGGCGUUGUCGUCUUCAUCAACGGAAAGUAGCACAUACAUUGCAGAUACUCCUAGUGCUAUUUACCAUGCUUCAAGCUCUGCACUGAUGUCGAGACAUCCAAAUCGUGAUAGGCAAAUAGUAUCAUUUUCCAUGAUGGCUGCUCGUAUCAGAAAUGCCACUAGACGACGAUCUCAUGGGAACUUUAUUCGUGGGAAUAAUUUUCUUGAAGAACAGGCCGCAGAAAGAAUGCCACAAGUAACUCAUCUUAUACCAACAAUUGAGCACCAAAGAGUAUUGGAUGGUGCUAGUCGUACAUCUUUACGUACUGGCUCACCGCGGACUCUUCGUCGCAUGCCGUUUUUUUCCGAUAUAUCUGGAAUUAAUACGUCGGAUUCAGGCCAAAUUGGUACUAGGAAAAAGAGUCAUUAUUAUCGAAUUAAACUAUUUCCUUCUCUUACUGCUGGGAAAGGAAUAAAAUUGGAGAUGGAUCGACUUUCAGUAGCAGCUUUAUUUGAUCGUAACAGUACAUUGUUCUCAACUCUAUUUGACAUAUGUCUCGCAUCGGUGGUUGCAUUACUAACGGCAGUCGUCCUCUCGCGUUCUAUCUAUUACGAUUUGUCUCUCGUUCUUUUCGCUUUCGUUGUUGCCGGAACUCAUUUUUCUUUACUAAAAAGUGUGCAACCAGAUGCGGCAUCACCAAUACAUGGUUUUAAUUGGCUUGUGACAUAUUCAAGACCAAUUUACUUUUCGGUUAUGGCCGUAGCACUUCUUUUGAUAAAUGGUGAUUGGUGGGAUUAUCAUGAUGCAGUCCAUUCACUAAAAUGGAAAUGGAAUUUUUAUCGUUUACAGAAUAUUUCAUUAACAUCCUUUCUUUUGGCUGGUCGUAAUUUAUUGUCAAUUUUAUUAAUUCUACUACCUAUUGCUUUCACUUUUGGUUUAUUGCCACAGGUAAAUACAUUAGCACUGCAUUUGUUGGAGCAAGUGGAAAUGAAUGUUUUUGGUGGCACCGCAAGUUUUUCCUUAUUGUCCGGAUUUAUUCAAAUUAGCAAAAGUUUGAUGGCUUUCGGCUUCCUCUGCUUCAUCUCGAGAACUGCAAAACGUGCAGACCCUGACGGAACACAGAAUGCCUUUUUUUCAGCAUUUACUGCAGCAGCUGUUGCCGUUUCUUACCUCCUUUCAAGAAGUACAAGCAAUCCUGGUCUUAUGGCACUAAGUUUUCGAUACAUGAUUUCGUUGUGGAAAUGUGUUCAAUUAAAUACGCAGGAAACAGAAAGUGAAAUGAAAGACGGUGAAGUGACUCCGUGUUUGAAGGAUCCGCUACCGGAUGAACUGCGAGCUGUAAUCAUAAAUCGAAUCAAAAGCGACGUUGCUAUUUCACUUGUGGUUUUACUGUUGUUUUUUGCGCUUCACUGCACUUCGGUUUUCACUGUUGCUCAACCGUCUUUGCAGACGGUAACGUGUAUUAUGUGUAUAAUUUUCGGAUUCAUCAAUCAUUACUUAUAUAUGGAAUUACGAAAGAACACACCGUGGCGUAUCUUCGCACGACCGAUUUUGCGUGCUCAUGAAUAUGCCCAGUUUGAAUCGUCGCUUGCCGCAAAGUUGAUGUGUUUUGAAAUCAUUCACUUUUAUAUGCUUGCCAUUGAAAGGAAUGUGUUGUAUCCGUUAUUGGUAAUAAGCACAAUAACGAGUAACAAGUGGACAUUGCAUCCCUACUUCAUUGCUCUUUUCGCUCUGCGCAUUCUUCGUUCGGCUUUCUCACAGCCUCAACUCAUGUUUUUACCGUUAGCAUUCUCUUUCCUUUUGACAAAAGCAGAUCUUGCCAAGUAUUCCAAUAUCGACCAUUACUUCCCGUUACUUUUUUAUUUGGCCACACUUAUUUGGCCAAAACUUUUGGAGUUUUCGCUGAAGAUUAAUUUUAUUCUUGCGUAUGUAGCACCUUGGCAAAUCAGCUGGGGUUCUGCAUUUCAUGCUUUCGCACAACCAUUUAGUGUGCCACACACAGCUUUAUCGUGUAUUCAAACAAUGCUUUCUUCCAUCAUAUCUGCUCCACUCAAUCCUUUCUUAGGUUCAUCAUUUUUCUUGACGUCCUACGUGCGACCGGUGAAAUUUUGGGAAAAGGAUUACAAUACUCGUCGCGUAGAUCAUUCUAAUACACGCCUAAUUUCACAAAUUGAUCGCGGACCAAUGAUAGACGAUAGUAAUUUGAAUGCUGUUUUUUAUGAACACUUGACAAGAUCACUGCAGUCAUCACUGGCGGGCGAUAUCCUUUUGGGACGUUGGUCUACAGCUGUACAACCUGGAGACUGCUUCAUUUUAGCUAGCUAUUAUUUGAAUUGCUUAGUACACAUUAUUGAGGUCGGCAAUGGUUUUGUGACCUUUCAAUUACGGGGUCUUGAAUUCAGAGGAACAUACUGUCAUCAACGUGAGGUAGAAGCAAUAAGUGAGGAUGUUGGGGAGGGUAUGGGCUGCUGCUGUUGUUCUUUGGGUUCACUUCCCGGUAUGUUAUCGUUGAAUACAGCUUGGGUUCUGCGAUGGCUUGCAUGGGAAGUUGUUACAGCGAAAUAUAUUGUUGAUGGUUACUCAAUUACUGACAAUUCUGCUGUAAAUUUGCUCCAAGUGCACGAAUUGCGUCGAUUAUUAGUUACAUUGUAUGUAAAGAGCAUCAUAUUUUAUGCCUUUAAUUCACCAAAAUUUGCCCAAUGGAUUCGAUUAUCCAAUAUACUCACUGCUCUACGGCCAAUUGAAACAAACAAUCGAUAUGUUGACUUGGACCCAAUGUUUAGCGCUGCGAAUGACGAAGAUUUCGAUAUCAACCUUAUGGGUAUUUCCCGACACUGUUUCACGGAACUGUAUGAAAAUUGGAUACUCUACUGCGUAGAGCAGCAUGCACAGCACAAUGCGGAUUUGGACACUGAAAAAACUAACAUCAAUAGAAUUAUUGCAUUCUGUUUUGCACUUUCGGUUGUUGGACGAAGAGCACUUGCUGCUGCAGCGCAUAAUCGCCAUGCAAAUGCUGCCGAAUCAUUCCUUUAUGGUUUACAUGCUUUGUUUAAAGGCGAUUUUAGGAUAACAUGUCAGCGCGACGAGUGGGUGUUUGCCGACAUGGAUUUAUUACGAUGUGUGGUAGCGCCAGCGGUACGAAUGGCUCUGAAACUGCAUCAGGAUCAUUUUACUGCUGGGGAUGAUUUCGAUGAUGCUGCACUGCUCUACGAACGCAUCACACAUCAUUUGACAAGAUUAUUUAUUUCACAUGAACAUGAUCCUGCUUGGAGAAGAGCUAUUAUAGCAAAUACUCCGACUCUGCUAGCUCUGCGACACAUUUAUGACGAUGGUCAAGAUGACUACAAAAUCAUCAUGCUGAACAAAAUGCACCUCAACAUGAGAGUAAUAAAACUGAAUCGCGAAUGUGUCCGCGCGUUUUGGGCUGGACAACAGCAAGAGUUGAUUUUUUUGCGAAAUCGAAAUCCAGAGAGAGGGUCGAUCCAAAAUGCUCGUCAAGUUUUGAGAAAUAUGAUCAACAGCAGCGCGGAUCAGCCAAUCGGGUAUCCAAUCUAUGUAUCUCCUCUCACCACUUCUUUUGUUGAUUCACAUCCCCAGUUACACUCACUGAGUAUCCCACCAAUGGCAUUUGAACUUAUAUCUCGAUCUUUUCACUUUUUAUGGGCUUCACUGAGCACAAAUUUUGGUACCAGUCGAAGCAGCAAUAUACCAACACAGCUUAUGACGACGACAGCUACGACAGAAGUCGCAACACGUACUAAUCCAAGUAACGAAGGCCAAAUUAGCAUGGAACAUCAAAGUGGGAUACCAGUCUUUGCUGCUACAUCUAUCACACCUGUCCAAAAUAACAGACGACGGUUUGCAGCUGCACCCUUGAUCACUAUGUUCAGACAGGAAAAUUCCAUUGUUUCGAUCACUGGCAAUGGUGUUACGAAAGUGAUGCUGUGGAAAGAUGCUCUAAAAUUCCUCGAAGCUAAUGAUGCUACACAUCGAGGUGGAUCACUGCUAAAUUCUACGCGAAAUGAACAAACUGAGUCUUUACAUGCUUAGAUGAACCUUUAAAACCGACCAAUGCACUGAUUACUUGGCCGCAUAUUCACUGGCAAACGGCCGGUGGCCGUAGUUCAUGGGAUUGGAUGUCGUUGAAGGGGCACCGAGGUAAAGUUGUACAUAAGUGGGUACCAUUUCAUCCGCCGCGUGAACGGCAAUCACAUGCAGGAACGAUCUAUUUGUUAUGUGUAAAAGAAAUGGGUGAUUGCUAUGUCCCUGUUGGUGAGGACGGAAUCGAAUUCAUCACAAAAGAAGAAUACGAAAAUGAUAUGAGAGUUGAAGUGGCUGUCAAAAUGGAACUUUUGAAGGCUUGAUAUUUGCUUCAGAUUUAAUCUGUUCCUCUGAACCACGCAUGUAUGUACUCAUUAAUUGCCAUUGCAACCGGGAUACGAUUCUCUGCUAUCGUGGCUGAAGCGCUCAAUAAAUUCGAUGCUGACAUCGCGAAAGGUGUUUCAGUAGACAAAGAAUGUUCCGAAGAUAAGGCUGAUUCGGUUCGAGAAAACGUCUGUUCACUUCCCAUCGAUUCCUUUAAAUGUCGAAAAAUUAAAAGCAACAAUUAGAGCCAGAUAACUAUAUAAAUAAUCACGAUGUGGAUUAGCGUUCAAUAAAUAGGCUUAUGAUUUCAAGUAAAGCC
Molecule: messenger RNA, 6552 nt
Organism: Loa loa (African eye worm)
Lineage: Eukaryota; Metazoa; Nematoda; Chromadorea; Rhabditida; Onchocercidae
Exons: 38
Coding region: 48-5918 (1956 amino acids)
Biological process (GO): endoplasmic reticulum organization
Cellular component (GO): membrane; endoplasmic reticulum
Source: RefSeq, a predicted model, not a curated record